Messenger RNA from Serpula lacrymans var. lacrymans S7.9, 1464 nucleotides. RefSeq lists its product as uncharacterized. Bases 1 to 1182 code for a protein of 393 amino acids. Gene Ontology annotation, biological process: mitochondrial tRNA threonylcarbamoyladenosine modification. The record is from RefSeq and is a predicted model, not a curated record. NCBI's taxonomy places the organism in Eukaryota, Fungi, Basidiomycota, Agaricomycetes, Boletales, Serpulaceae. The transcript is spliced from 4 exons. Gene Ontology annotation, cellular component: mitochondrion.
AUGAACAAAGAGUCUGAAUACGAAAAUGCUAAAUAUACACCAAGACCUUUCACAGUCCUCGCAUUCGAAAGUUCUGCAGAUGAUACCUGCGCUGCUGUCGUCACCUCCUCACGCCAGAUCCUCUCGAACAUCGUCGUAAAGCAACAUGUCCUGCAUGAACACUUUGGUGGCAUCCAUCCCUCAGUAGCUAUCGAGGCUCACCAGCGAAACAUGCCGGGCGCCGUCCGACGGGCUCUAGAGGAAGCCAAGAUCACAGUUGGCGAUGUCGAUGGAGUAGCUUUCACGCGUGGGCCUGGUAUCGGCGGGUGUCUCAGCGUAGGCUCGAAUGCGGCAAAGUCGCUCGCCGCUGCGCUCAACAAGCCUCUAGUUGGCGUUCAUCACAUGCAAGCUCAUGCACUGACGCCGUUGUUAACAGCCCCACUCAAUGAGCUCCCCACUUUCCCGUUCCUCACUCUCCUGAUUUCAGGCGGGCACACGUUGUUGCUCCUCGCGUCAUCGCUCACAGAGUUCCGUAUACUGGCGACUACGGCUGAUGAGAGCGUGGGUCGGGCGUUUGACAAAGUCGCGAGGAUGCUUGAAUUGGACUGGGGGAAACGCGGCCUUGGAGCAGCCCUGGAAGAUUUUUGUCGGACUGGUGGCGACUUUGACGAGGGACAACUUGGACGAGGCCUGGACGAUGCUGUUCCUCAGCUUCCUCUUCCCAUGCCUGGACAGCUCGGGUUUUCAUUUUCGUGUUUACACUCUUCUGUGGAACGGGCGCUUGCUUCUCAUCCAUCUUCCAUCAACUCGUCAUCUGUUCCGCACGCUUAUAAACUUGCUCUGGCUCGCGCUUUUCAAUCCGCUGCUGCACGUCAGCUUACGUCGAAGCUAACUCUAGGCCUUCAAUGGUGUGAACGAAGAGAUAUUACAGUGAGAGACAUAGUAGUUAGUGGUGGAGUCGCGUCGAACGCGUUUCUGCGGGACAGAUUACGCGUGGCUUUGGACGAGUACGCUACUAGCAGUGUUACUUCAGGGAGUGAUAAAUACGAACCAAUUCAACUGCUAUUUCCCCCUGUUGAGCUCUGUACAGAUAAUGCUGCGAUGAUCGCAUGGGCUUCUAUGCACCGUUUCCUGGAAGGCGAUCACGAUCCAUAUACAAUCGAGUUGCGCUCAAAGUGGAGCGUCGAGGAUAUCCGUGCAUGAUUCAGGGGAUAACUACUUGACAACUUACUGCACAACUUCUGUAGUCAUUUUAGUGGUAUUAAAAGAGUCUCGCUGAAUAUGCGAGAUAUAUUCGAUGGUUUGCUAUGUGCAUAUCACUGCGACUGAAAACUGUCAGCCGAGUCCUGUGAGACUAAUAUAAAGUGGAAUCUCGUUGGCGUCGCGAUAAGAUAAGUUGCAAGACACAGGCACGUGCUGGUUGCGUGCGAGUCUAGGCUCUGACGUUAGACAACGAUCACACGCAAGAGUGAAGAGAACGAGUUG